AUGGCCCCUCCGUCCCGUCCCGUCGCGUCGCGUCCCCUCCGACCGACCGACCGGGCGGCGCCCAGCCCAGAGCCCCCUGCCUCCGUCCCCUCCCUCCCUCCGUCCCUCCCUCGGCCGGCUGCCGCUGCCAGUCACUGCCCGGCCGGCCGUCGAGACCCCCCGGGGAGGGGGGGAGAGGAGGGGCUGUCGGUGGCCCCGCGCCCGCCUUCUGGGUGGGGGCCGAGGGCGGCUCAGCUCCAGGGCGGGCGGGGGGCCCGUCGGAGCCGGAGGGCUUUCCGCGGAGCGACUGUUCACGUUGCAGCAAAGGACCGGCCCCGCGGGGCUGCGCGCCCAUCCGGCCCCUUCGCCUGCGGGCAGCGCCACCGAAGCCCCCCCGGCCAGCGCUUCGUGGCGCGGAACCCGGACCGGUCCGAAGCGCCGCGCCUCCGGCAAAAGCGCCUCUCGGGUCCAGAGCCACGGAUUCCACCACAAGCGGCACAGGUCCACUGCUCUGUGGCCAACACCACGGCGCAAAAAGGGAGGACAAAUCCUCAUGGAUUUCAUGGAUGUGUUAUUUCAUUGCAGAGAUUGUAA
This is a messenger RNA of Euleptes europaea (tarantolino), 573 nucleotides long. Its product is annotated as translation initiation factor IF-2-like. The coding region runs from base 1 to 573 and encodes 190 amino acids. The record is from RefSeq and is a predicted model, not a curated record. NCBI's taxonomy places the organism in Eukaryota, Metazoa, Chordata, Lepidosauria, Squamata, Sphaerodactylidae. The transcript has a single exon.